Messenger RNA from Astyanax mexicanus (Mexican tetra), 1817 nucleotides. Its product is annotated as olfactory receptor 52N5-like. NCBI's taxonomy places the organism in Eukaryota, Metazoa, Chordata, Actinopteri, Characiformes, Acestrorhamphidae. The transcript has a single exon. Gene Ontology annotation, cellular component: membrane. Gene Ontology annotation, molecular function: olfactory receptor activity; G protein-coupled receptor activity. The coding region runs from base 3 to 950 and encodes 315 amino acids. Gene Ontology annotation, biological process: G protein-coupled receptor signaling pathway. The record is from RefSeq and is a predicted model, not a curated record.
UAAUGAUGGAAAAUGGAACAUACAGAUUCCAAAUUCUUAAGAUUGAAGGACUGAAAGUCACACAGCAAACUGCAUACCCAGUGUUUAUCCUCCUUUUCUUACUGUACACUUUUAUAAUGCUUUCCAACCUUGGACUGAUUGCCUUGAUUGCACUGGAGAAAACGCUUCACAAACCCAUGUAUCUGAUCUUCUGCAACCUUCCUCUGAAUGAUGCACUUGGUGCUUCUAUUGUGCUGCCUGCUCUGCUCAAAGACAUGUCUAUUCCUGAAUCUGAGAGGCGUAUCAGCUUCGCUGCGUGUGCAAUUCAAGCUUACACCGUUCACACGUUUAGUACAACUGCACACUCCAUAUUAAUGAUCAUGGCUUUUGACCGGUAUGUGGCCAUUUGCAAUCCUUUAAGAUACAACAGCAUAAUGACCAACAGAAUGGUUGUAAAACUGACUGCAUUAGCAUGGUUGGUAGCCAUUGUCCCAGUCGGGAUUAUGGUGGGUCUCAGUGUCAGGCUGUCACACUGUAUUUCAGCUGUUUCAAAUCCGUUCUGCGACAAUGCCUCUCUUUUUAAGCUUUCUUGUGAGGAUUUGACAGUUAAUAAUAUCUUCGGCCUGUUCUCCUCUGUUGUGUGCUGGAGCUCAUCAAUAGCAUGUGUUGGUCUGACGUAUCUAAAGAUUGCUAUUGUCUGUAUAAGCAGUAGAAACAGUGUUUUAAAGAGUAAGGCUAUGAAAACGUGCAGCACGCAUCUGAGUGUGUAUCUCAUUCUCCUGGGAUGUGGAGUGACUUCAAUAAUUCUGCAUCGUUUCCCUGCUUAUGCAGAGGUAGGAAAAGUGGCUUCUGUCUUGUUUUUAAUUAUUCCCACCACUCUAAACCCUAUUAUAUAUGGGUUUCACACCAAAGAAAUCAGACAGUGGCUUCAGUGGAUCCCCUGGAAAAGGAAAGUCAUUUCAGAACCAUGACUUCACAAAAACUUGUAUCACCAUUUUUACAGUUUUAUAUUCCAUUUUUUUUAUAUAUAUUGCGAAUUUGCCAGUUGCUAAUUACAUUGAGUUAAUAUGUACAACAGAGUGGAUCAAGAGAAAUGCUCCAAAAUUACUUUUCCUAUACAGGGACAAUAUAUAACAUUAUUGUAUUACAUUCACUCUCAGUUGUAAAUAACUGCUCAAAUGUAAAUAUGUCACACACUCAUGUUUAGUAUCUGUUGCAGGUAUGUUUCAAAUCACCCAUCUCUUCAUGCAGGAUGCAGGAUGCCGAGCUGUUUGAUGUAACUUGUGAUUUUCAGGCCAUGGCAAACACAAUUCUAAAACUGUUAAAUUACCACUGUGAAUGUGAAAUACAAUGUGCAACACUUACAGUGUUAAAUUAACCCUGGCAGGUUUGCUGUGUGAGGUUGAGUUUGGAAAAGUGUGGAAGUAUAAAUAAGUCUAAAUAAAUACAUCUUUAUCUCAGGUCUGUUAAAAGCAAUUAAUUUACACAAUUUUUAAAAAAUCUAUAAAAAUAUGAACUUUAUGCUUUUUGUUACUGUUAUUGCAUUGAAAUCCAACAUGUGAUCAAAACAGUAUUACAAAAUAUAUUUUAAUAGUCAAGAACAUAUAAAUAAACUCUAUUAUUAAAGUAAAUAUAUUAGCCAAGUAUAAAUAUUAUUAUGAUCCUGAGCUGUAAGGCGAAUAGCAUUACUGGCAUGUUACAAAAAGAAAAAUACUAUUAUAAAAAUACUAAUACUACUGUGAGUAAAUCUGCAAAAGAAAAAGGUCCCAUAUAUACUUUUCUAAAUGAUCAAAUUACUACCUAAUGUUGCUACUUCAUUCUUUUCUUGAACAGUACUA